GCACGAUGAUCGGACCAAGACGGCUAAUACGAGCUGUCAAAAGGACGGAAUCGUCGAAAGUGAACUUGGUCUCUGCUAUCCUCCCCGUUUGACUUGACUCCGGUUCGCUCUUUCUGAGAAGGGGACGAGAAAAAAAGCCAAAGCCCUCUUUCCUCUUUGCCGUGUCUUAUCCGAGCAGAGCAAGGAGGAAACCGAGGUUGUGCGAUGGCGAGCGCUUUCCUCUCUUCCAUCCUAUCAAAAACCAGCCAAGUGUUCGGCUGUGUUCGAAGUUGGGCAGUCUCGCCGUCUUCAUCAUCGGAUCCACGCAGCAGUGUCUUGGAAGAUCUGAAGGAACUGGAGAGAACAUUGAGGAGGAUCAAGGCAGUGCUCCAUGACGCGGAGGAGAGGGAGAUACGAGACGAAUCCGUCAAGAUCUGGCUGAAGGAGCUUAAAGAAGUCGCUUAUGAAGCAGACGACGUGCUGGACGAGUACCAGUACGAGGUACUGCGAGCCCAAGUGGAAGGCCGAGCUUCCCGCAAGAGGAAGCGAGAGGAAGGGGACGAUGAGGAAGAGGUUUCAAUUCCGGACGGCAUGGGGGAUAGAAUCAGGAAGAUCAGGGAGAGGUUUGAUUAUAUCUCGGAGGAUCGGGAUCGCCUCCGUUUAAGAGAGGAAGAUGGAGAGCGACGGGUUCUCGAAGCUCCGUGCCCAGCACCAACCAGCCACAUGGUGGAUGAGUUGAGUAUUUAUGGAAGGGAACGCGACAAGCAGGAGGUAAUUAAUUUGCUGUUUUCCGAGGGUGUGGGAAAUGGUGUUUCUGUCAUUCCGAUUGUCGGCAAGGGGGGACUGGGAAAAACCACCAUCGCCCAGCUGGUCUACAAUGACCCCAAGGUAAAAGAAUAUUUCAAUCUAACUGGAUGGAUUUGUGUAUCCGAUGAUUUCGAUGUUCCAAGGCUAACAAAGGCCAUCCUUGAGUCUCUUACUCGAAGUUCUUGUGAUCUUGCACAACUAAGCACACUUCAAGAUACUCUCAAGGAAAAGCUGAAGAGGAAGAGAGUGUUGCUCGUGCUCGACGACGUCUGGAAUGAUCAGCAAAGCUGUUGGGAAUGCUUAAGAAAACCCUUCGUUGGCGCAGAAACAGUAAGAAUUAUCGUGACCUGUAGGAAUGAUUCGGUUGCCGAGAUCAUGCAGACAGUUCGUCCUUAUCAUCCUGGCUACUUGUCUCCAGAGCAGUCUUGGUCAUUAUUCAGACAUUAUGCAUUCGGUGGUCGAGACCCUGAAGAACAACCACGCUUGGCAGAUAUCGGUAAGCAGAUUGUCAAGAAAUGUUCCGGUUUACCAUUGGCUGUGAAGUCAAUAGGAAGCCUUCUAAGAUACAUGGCAGAUGAAGAUAGCUGGAUGGAUGUCAUACAAAGUGAUGUAUGGGAAGUCGACGAGAAUGUUAAUGAGAUUUUGCCAACUCUUAGAUUAAGCUAUAGCCGCAUGCCAGCACGUCUAAAACCUUGUCUCAUUUAUUGUUCCAUGUUUCCGAAGGAUUAUGAGUUUGACAAAGAUGAAUUAGUCCGAUUGUGGAUGGCACAAGGUUACAUCCAAACAUCUGGAGGUAGAAGAAGAAUGGCAGACAUUGGCAAUGAAUACUUCAAUGACUUGGAAAGAAGAUCAUUCUUUGAUUCCUAUUGGUCUAAGUUUAAGAUGCAUGAUAUGAUACAUGAUCUAGCAAAAUCUAUUGCAGGAAAUGAGUGUUGGGCAAUUGUGGAUAAGAAGCUACCCAGUCUCUCCGAUGAGGUUCGCCAUUUAUAUGUGGAAGAUGAAAAGGAAUUUGGGAAAUCACUGUGCUCGUAUAAUCUUAGGGCCUUACGGACCUUGUUAAUACAACAUCAGUUUAGAUUUCCAACAGCAAUCCAAAAAUUAAUCAAGUUUCUGCUGCUACUAAGAUGUUUACGGGCUCUAGAAUUUUGUUGGGAAAGGGAAGAUGAGAUCCCAGAUUUACUCGGUAACCUGAAGCACUUGCGCUACUUACAUAUUACAUCCAACAAAAUUGAGAAGCUCCCUGAAUCAAUAUGUCCCCUUUAUCACCUACAGACGUUGGUACUUGAGUGCCCGCAUCUUGCAGAGUUACCAGAUGGUCUAGGCAACCUUGCUAACCUCCACCACCUACAAAUUGUGAGCAGAGUAAUUCUCUGCCUGCCAGCUAGGAUCGGAAAACUAACAAAUCUUCAGAGCUUGCUUGGAUGUUAUAAAGUGCAGGGUGGGAUAGGAGGAGUGCUGAAGGAUUUGGUGAACCUCGAAACUCUCAUCAUCUCAGGGCUCAUGAACAUGGUCAACAUAGAGGAUGCCAGAGAUGCCGGUCUUAAAUAUAAGCAUGAACUCGAGGGGUUGAUGCUAGCUUGGAAUGCGGUCGACUGCAAAAAUGAUCCGUAUCAUGAGGAAAAUAAGGAUUACUACGGAUUACUACAUCUAGAAGCUUUUUCAGAGGAACAUAAGGAUGUCCCAGCCGAUGAAAAAAGGGAGGAAGCCAUGCUUGAGUAUCUCCAACCUCACGCCAACCUCGAAAAGUUGCUUAUAGAAGGAUAUGGUGGUUCCAAGUUUCCAAAAUGGGUGGGAGAUCCUUUCUCCUUUGCAUCACUUCAAGAAAUCCGUAUAAUUAAUUGUAAAAAAAUACGGUCUCUUCCUCUAUACAUUCAUGACUCUCUUGGAAAAUUGGAUGCACCCAUAUCAAAAUCCAUGCUUGAGAGGGUGUCCAUUUUUGGUUGCUGGCAACUCACAUCGAUAACAGGGCUGCAUUAUCUCCACUCGCUUAAAGUACUGGAGAUAUCCUUUUGUCCUCAACUCCUGAUAUUAUCAGAGGAAGGACUACCUUCCAAUCUUCAAGAUCUACAUAUUGAGGAGUGCCAGCAGUUGACAUCCCUACCGGGGAUGCAAAACAUUAUUUCUCUUGAAAAAUUAACUAUAAAAAAUUGUCCUCAACUCCAACUCUUAUCAGAGGAAAGACUGCCAUCCAAGCUUAAAUGUCUGCAUAUUGAGGAGUGCCAGCAAUUGACAUCACUGUCAGGGAUGCAAAAUCUUACUUCUCUCAAAGCAUUAUUUAUACAAAAUUGUCCUAAACUUCAGAUCAUGGCAGAAGAUCAGCUCUCAUCUAUGCCUGACGAAGUGAAAAUUGCUGAUUGCCCUGGAUCGAUUAACUGGUGUCAAAUACAAAAUAUCAACUGCAUUCAGGUCACUUCGGGCAACAAACUGACUAUAUCGAACAAAUGGGAGAACAUAAUGCAUGGAUUUGGUGAUUUGACAUCCAUUGAGCAUCUUUAUUUCAGUAGUUCUUGGAAAUUCUUUUGGAAAACAAACUCCAUAUCUGUACUUGAAGAGCUGACAAUAUGGAGUUGCACGCACAUCCUACCACUAGAGUACCUGCCCGAGCUCACAUCUCUUCGAAGCUUGGUUAUAAAGGACUGUCCUGGUGUCCGACUCCUGCGAGAUGAACUGCUCCCAUCCAUGCUCAAGACCUUGGUAGUUGAUAGUUGUGAGAACCUAAGGUGUUUGCAGUUGGUGCAGCAGAAUCGAGAUGCACUUGAGGAGCUGCAGAUUGUGAAUUGCCCAAAGAUCACUAUGGUGCAAGGGCUGAAUUGCCCUUUCUUCCCAAAAUUCUUAACAAUAGAACAAUGCCCUCAACUUCCGCUUUCACAAGAUGAUCGGCGGCCAUUUAUUCCUCCACGUGUCAAAAUUGCAGGAGUAUUGGAGACAAAAUUCUAUCCUCCACAUUCAGAGAACAAAGAAACAAUUGAUGAUGGAACCCAGGAGAAACAAGUGUUGGAUUGUGUGAAGAUUGAGCAUGCUAACAGUGCUGUAUCUUCAAUAUUUGAUGCAGCAGAUGAUUGUAACAUGGGUCAAUUCCUACAGCUCGGGCUUCCUUCUAGUUGCAGCUCACAGUCCCCGGUACAAUCAUUGCAAAACCAUCGCACCUGUAAUGCAAGCGGGUUCAGACCAGAAGCAUCUUCAGAGACAUGGAGCUUCAUAAUUGCACUCCAACUAUGGAGCUUGCAAAACCACUCAAUGAGAUCCUUUUAUCAUUCCAUUAACAGUGGUGGUGUUCUCUGCCCAUGUUAUAGUGCCAUGUGGAAAGUGAAUGCACCUGAAAAAUCAAAAUCUUCUCUUGGUUGGCGCUAAAAAAUUGAUACAUACAGUAGACUUUCUGAGAAGAAAGGGAUGGCAAGUUUUUUACUUGUGAUCCCUCUAUGGUGUAGCUGAUGAGUCAGGGAGCCAUUUGUUCUUGCAUUGCUCUUACAGCAAGAGUAUCUGGUUCGUGGUCAAGAUUUGUCUGAAAAUUAAAGAUCACCCUCCAUCCCUACUUUUUUUGUGGAUGUCAUGUAGAUCGAUGAGAAUCAAAAAAGAUGCUUCACGAGAGGAUGGAUCUUGACCAUUUAGUGGAAUUUAUGGAAUGAACAAAAUGCAAGAAUUUUUCUGAAGAGAAGCCAUCCUGUGACUCAGGCGCUUAGGAAUGUAGUGGUGGAUUCAUGGAUUGGGUCGCCUUAUGUUCCUCUAGAUCUCAGCAGGCGCAUGAUUUGGUGUGAAGAAAGUUCUCUUCUCUGCUUCAGCACCCUAUUUAAGUCCCUUUUCUUCCAUGUAUUUCUUGUUUAUUCCUUGUGCUUUAUACUCUCUUCUCUCCCUGUAAUUGAAUGGUGGGAGGGAACUUAUGUGAUUGAAUAAGAGUUCCUUAUCAACAGAUGUUAUAUGGCUGCUAGAGCGCUCUUAUAUGUAUUAUAUGCAGAAACAACCAAGAAAUUUAUUCCAGACAAUAUUCGGGCAAUGCAGAUAUCUAUAGCUUCUAUUUGGCAAACUGAAAUAUGUACAACAAUGGAAAGGCCGAAUAUAAAAUGUAGCAAACAUGGAGAAACUCAAUUCAAAUGAAUCCAAGGCAGCCUUUAUCCAGAAUAAAGGCAGGAUAUGUCAAUGGAAAUUCUGAUAAUCUUGAUGCAGAACCCAAACACAGUGUGCAACAGCCAAAUCAGAUGUCUCUGCCAAGUAUUUCAAGUUGUGAAGCACAGGGCAAUACCCAGUUGAAUCAUACAGGGGCCUGAUCCUCCUUCCCCGACACAACGCCUCACAAAAAACACCGAGUGGAGCCUGAUAGGCUUUGGAAAUGUGCCAACAUUAUGGAUGGUAAUGUCAAGCAUCCAAAAGCUACAUGUGAUGCAGUUCAGAAAUGUCUAUCUUCAAGUGAGGGACGUUCUGCAAUAAUGGCAUCCCAGUGCAGGCACAAACUGCUGCUCAGUGGUGUGUAUUCUGCUGUUACCAUUUGUUGUUAAUGCCGCUUAUUGCUUGUUUACAGGUAUCAAGCUGCAAUUAUAUUAAAGAAAUCAUGUUCGAAUCAUCUUGGUCUGGAUGAUAUACUUUAGAUUUUGCUUGCAGUAAUAAAUGUGAAGAAGUGGAUUGUAGUGCCAUUA
Messenger RNA from Phoenix dactylifera (date palm), 5414 nucleotides. Its product is annotated as putative disease resistance protein RGA4. The record is from RefSeq and is a predicted model, not a curated record. Gene Ontology annotation, molecular function: ADP binding. Lineage: Eukaryota; Viridiplantae; Streptophyta; Magnoliopsida; Arecales; Arecaceae.